GUCACUGCCGGGCGGCUGCCCUUGUCGUCGCGGCGCCGGGAGAGAACUGUGCGCCCGGCCCGUCUCCUGUAGCUGCCCUGGGCUGGACGGGGCCUUCUGCGCAGGCCCAAGCGGAGCAGCGAUCUUGUCGGUGGGAGAGGAGCGCGGAGCGCGGAGCGCAGUCCGCUCGGGCUGAACGCUGCAUGGCAGGCAGGAGCCGGGGAGCCUCCGGGGCCCUUCCCCGGAGCAAGCAUGUAGAGCUGGCGCGGUUGAACUAAGGAGGGACAGCCCCAGCGCCCCACCACCCAAAGCGACGGCAGAGGCCUCGUCCCCUUCGGGCUUGGGGGACGUGCUGCUUCUCCAGCCCCCCUCUGGGCCAUGUUCCCACAGCCUCUCAUCCCAGUGGUGGCCAGAGGCUCAGAGAUGGGGGGCAGUUCUGUGCGGCGGGCCACAGUCUCUGCCCGGACCCGCUCGCGUGGCAGGGGUGGCACCGUGCUGUUGCCUUCCAUGCUGACGUUUGGUGUGAUUGUGGCCUCCAGCGGCCUUCUGCUCAUGAUCGAGAAGGGCAUUUUGGCUGAGGUGAAGCCCCCGCCACUCCAUCCCUCCCGUGGAGAGCUGUCCUGGAGGAACGCUGGCAGGGCCAGAGUAGCUUCGGAGCAGGAGGAUGUAGGGUACCAGGUGCUCCAAGAUACUCGUAACAGGACGAUCCGUACUAUGUGUGGGCAAAAGAACAUGCCCCACAGUGUCUGGGACCUUUCUGCAAGCCAGAGGAGGACAGCGCUCAAACACAUCCUGGUUAGUGACAAACACCGCUUUUUGUAUUGCUAUGUUCCCAAAGUUGCCUGCUCCAACUGGAAACGGAUCCUGAAAGUUUUAGAUGGUGUGCUGGAGAAUGUGGAUGUGAAACUCAAAAUGGACCACAAGAGGGACUUGGUUUUCCUAAGUGACAUGAAACCAGAUGAGAUCCGUUACCGACUGAAGCACUAUUUCAAGUUCAUCUUUGUCCGAGACCCAAUGGAGAGACUUUUAUCAGCUUACAGAAAUAAAUUUGGAGAGAUCAAAGAGUAUCAGCUGAAAUAUGGUGUCGAAAUAGUCAAAAGGUACAGGAAAAACCCUGGGAAGACCACUGGAGAUGAUGUCACUUUCUCUGAAUUUCUCCAGUACCUCUUAGAUGAAGAGGUGGAGAGAAUGAAUGAACACUGGAUGCCAAUCUACAAUUUGUGCCAGCCCUGUGCGAUAAGAUAUGAUUUCAUUGGAUCUUAUGAAAGACUGAACGAGGAUGCCAGUUAUGUUCUGGAACGGGUGCAGGCACCCUCGUACAUACGCUUCCCAGAAAGGCAAUCGUGGUACAAGCCAGUGACUCCUCAAACUUUGCAUUACUAUCUGUGCAACACUCCAAGGGGGCUUAUCAAAGAGCUAUUGCCAAAGUACAUUUUGGAUUUCUCUUUGUUUGCUUAUCCUCUUCCAAAUGUUACUAGUGAAUUUUGCAGGCAGUGAACUUUUUUCCACUGCAGAGCCAUCUCAGUGUCCUAUGCAAUUUCCUAUUUGUAUACUUUUACUAACCUUUUCCACAUCAAAUACCUUGCUACAAAGUUUUAACCUUUAUAUACUGUGUAUAUAAGCCGCUGACUUAAGCACAAUGUUUUUCUUUGAAUUUGGGAAGUGUUUUUUGUAUAUUUUAGGAACAAGGCAUUUUUUGUAGAUUUACCACAGUAUCAACUGCAGGGCAGUUACAUUUUGGAAGUAAUUGUAAUAACAACAAUGGAAGAUUUUAAGAGAGGAUUCCACUACUCCUGUUUGCAAGUGUGUGUGAGGUGUAUAAGUAGCAAGUUAGAUCCUGUAACAAAGGGCAGCAAUUUUGUUAUUUCUCAGUAUUGUUAUUUUAAUUGUAGUAUUAAACCAUAGUGAAAGUCAAUGGUUUUUUUUUUUUGUAUUUCUGUUAGCAGAGCUAUUAGUAGUGCAAUCUUAUGCAGAGGUACUCCAUAUCCCAUUAAAAAUCAUUAGCACAGCCUGAAACAAAUCCACAUAGGAUUGCACUAUAGAAGUCAAAGGUGAUUUGUGUUAUAUUGUGCCACAAAAGUAUAACACCCUGAUGCUAAACAUUUGUGCUCACAUCUUCACCUGUAUGUAACAUUGCAGGUGUAAUUUUAUUGGAUUGGCAGAAGUGCUGAUAUGCCUUUAUCUGAAGGAUGGUUUCGAGUUAUUCUUAGUGCAGUCCUAUGCCAAACUAGUUCCUACUGUUUUGAUCCCGAAAUAACUCUGCACAGGAUUGCAUUGCCAAUAUGUUUAGGAUUUAGGGUGGAAUCCUAUGUGCACUUGGGACUUCAGGAGUAAGCACCACUGAAUAUUGUGGGGCUGGUGACUGUAGGGAACUUCCAAUUCAGAGGCAGUAAAUCUCUGAAUACCCGUGCCAGCAGGCAGUGUCAGGGGAAGACCUCGGCCUCUCUGUCAUCUUUGUUGGCCUCCCAUGGUAACUGGUUGGCUGCUGUAUGAAACAGGAUGCUGGACUAGAUGAACCACUGGUCUGAUGCAUCAGGAUUCAUAUUGUGAGUAGAGAGAAUAGAGACAUACACAGGAUUGCUCUGCUAGUGUUUACAGUGCAAAGCACUUGCAUAGAAAAAAUAACACAUGGCAAAUUUAUUAAUCCAGUUGAACUAUGAGACAAGAAAAACUUUUGGACAACCUUAAAUGCAGAGAUUUUUUUCCUUCAGUGUUGCUUUGAGGUAAUAGAGUGUGUGUGUGUGUGUGUGCAUAAUAUACCCUUUGCUGAUGAUUAAGAGUUUGAUACACUCCAUGUUCAGAUAAAUGGCAUGUGUAUGCUCCUCAAUGUGGUAGUUUGCUAAGGUGCUACCACAGUUUCUUUCUUUCCCAUGGAGAUGUAGCAAGUUCUUAAAACACAGUAUCUUCUUGAUCUUAUCUCAAACUUGAAAACAUUCCCUCUGGGGUAAAUGCUACAGUGUAGGUACAAAUCUAGGAAACCUAAUCUCUCCAGGGCACUGGUUGAAGAAAAUUCCAGUUUUGAUUAUCAUCAUAUUCAUGGCAUUCUCAUUGCUUUGUUUUUUAAUAGUAUUAUGAAAUUUGAAACAAAUAUGAAUGAAAGUGAGCAUACUGGCUCACAAAUGUUUCUGUAGUGUCUGCAUUUCUAUAAAUAUUCUGUAUAAAACUGUCUUGGAACUGUGUGGACAUAGAGAUGUGAAAGGGCAAACACAGUUAUAUUUAUUGAUGAUAGUACAUUUUUAUCCCACCUUUCCUCCAAGGCACACAGGGCAGUGUACACGGCUCUGUGCUGUUGCAUUUUAUCAUCACGGUAGUUAUGCAGUUGUGCCAUGGCACAGGGACAAUGUGAAUCUGAAUCACCUAAAUUGUAAUCCUACACU
Eublepharis macularius is the source of this 3356-nucleotide messenger RNA. It is a transcript of the gene CHST14, whose product is annotated as carbohydrate sulfotransferase 14. Gene Ontology annotation, molecular function: sulfotransferase activity. Gene Ontology annotation, biological process: carbohydrate biosynthetic process; dermatan sulfate proteoglycan metabolic process. NCBI's taxonomy places the organism in Eukaryota, Metazoa, Chordata, Lepidosauria, Squamata, Eublepharidae. The transcript has a single exon. Gene Ontology annotation, cellular component: membrane. The record is from RefSeq and is a predicted model, not a curated record. The coding region runs from base 358 to 1476 and encodes 372 amino acids.